Messenger RNA from Pelmatolapia mariae (spotted tilapia), 5829 nucleotides. It is a transcript of the gene gabra1, whose product is annotated as gamma-aminobutyric acid type A receptor subunit alpha1. Gene Ontology annotation, cellular component: plasma membrane; dendrite membrane; synapse. The transcript has 10 exons. Gene Ontology annotation, molecular function: benzodiazepine receptor activity; GABA-gated chloride ion channel activity; inhibitory extracellular ligand-gated monoatomic ion channel activity. The record is from RefSeq and is a predicted model, not a curated record. Gene Ontology annotation, biological process: synaptic transmission, GABAergic; signal transduction; chloride transmembrane transport. The coding region runs from base 727 to 2112 and encodes 461 amino acids. Lineage: Eukaryota; Metazoa; Chordata; Actinopteri; Cichliformes; Cichlidae.
UUUUCUCUUCAUUGCGAGAACUCACUGUCCGUUUUAUGGCCGUAACUCUUGUCCAUACGAUGUCCUAGCUGUUUCAGGUCGUGAGACGGUCUUUUUGAUGAAUGUCAAUAUAAUCUCUUUGGAAAUCAUCACGUAGGAGUCAGGGAGAGAGGGAGAGAGGGAGAGCGAGAUGGUGAAAAAAUAACAAGGAAUUCCAAUCAAAAAAAUGUAAGAGGAUUUUUAUUUAGCAGCCAGUGAAAAGAGAUUAGUGCGACAGCAGUGGAAGUUAAAUUGUGCUGCAUAUAAAAUGGGCGGGCUUGUCUUUAUAUUAGGUCUGCACAGCCUAUUCUAAAAUUAAAUAGUCUGCGCUUGGACAUAGUCUGUUUGCUGUGCGCUUUAUUUACAGAUACGGUCGGUGAACAGCAAUAAUUUGGAGAGGGAUGUCGGUACACAGACCAGAUUUGGUAGUUUAGCAGAAGAUUUCUCCUUUUUUUCUUCUUUGCUGCUGACAGACUGAGAGUUGAACUCACUACGGCACCACCAAUGAACAGUGAGAGAGACCUGCGCAUAUCGUCAGCAGCCGCUUCUCCAGCCUCAAGCUAAAAUUCGUCAGAUCUGAGAUCACAGAGGAUUUUUUCUCAUUCAGUCCGGCUAGAAAAGCUAUUCUUAAAAGUUUGAGGAUAUAGGCAGCGGGCAACGAAUAUACCCCGACUCAUCAGCUCAGUGAAAGGUCUUCAUAUUGCAACCAUGUGUGGACGGAGCCGGACGCUCUUUCUGUAUCUGUGGGCUUGCUUGCUUUUUACCAACAGCGUACUGUUUGGGAAAAGCUCUGGGCAGAACGGCAUGACAGAUCAACAGAAAGAUAACACUACAGUCUUCACAAAGAUCUUAGACAGCCUUCUGGAUGGCUAUGACAAUCGCCUCAGGCCAGGACUAGGAGAGCGUGUAACUGAAGUCAAGACUGACAUUUUCGUGACUAGUAUUGGGCCAGUUUCGGACCAUGACAUGGAGUACACAAUUGAUGUGUUCUUCAGACAAAGCUGGAAGGAUGAAAGAUUAAAGUUCAAAGGCCCCAUGGCUGUGCUACGUCUCAACAACCUGAUGGCCAGCAAGAUCUGGACCCCCGAUACUUUCUUCCACAAUGGCAAAAAGUCAGUGGCGCACAACAUGACCAUGCCAAACAAGCUUCUGCGAAUUACAGAGGAAGGCACACUACUUUAUACCAUGAGGCUUACAGUAAGAGCAGAAUGUCCUAUGCAUCUAGAGGACUUCCCUAUGGAUGCUCAUGCUUGUCCAUUGAAGUUUGGCAGCUAUGCCUACACUAGAGCUGAGGUGGUGUAUGUGUGGACUAGAGGGGCUGCCCAGUCUGUAGUGGUGGCAGAGGAUGGAUCCAGAUUAAACCAGUAUGAUCUGAUGGGGCAGAGUGUGGAUUCUGGUGUGGUCCAGUCCAGCACAGGAGAAUAUGUUGUGAUGACAACCCACUUCCACCUGAAGAGGAAAAUUGGUUACUUUGUGAUCCAGACAUACCUACCCUGCAUCAUGACAGUUAUCCUCUCCCAAGUGUCUUUCUGGCUAAACAGAGAAUCUGUCCCUGCCAGGACUGUCUUUGGAGUGACAACUGUGCUGACCAUGACCACACUGAGUAUCAGUGCCAGGAACUCUCUCCCUAAAGUGGCCUAUGCCACAGCUAUGGAUUGGUUCAUUGCUGUCUGCUAUGCCUUUGUCUUCUCAGCCCUCAUUGAAUUUGCAACAGUCAACUACUUCACCAAGAGGGGUUACGCUUGGGAUGGAAAAAGUGUGGUGCCAGAGAAGCAAAAGAAAAAGAAGGAAUCCCUCCUUAAGAAGAACAACACUACGGCCUACCCAGCUGCCACUGCUACAGCCUUCGCCCCCAAUAUUGCCAGGGACCCUGGAUUGGCUACUAUCGCUAAGAGCGCCCCACCACCCCCAACUGAGCCUAAGGAGGAGCCAAAGCCCAAGCCUCCAGAGGCCAAGAAGACCUUUAACAGUGUGAGCAAGAUAGACAGGAUUGCCAGAAUAGCCUUCCCUCUGCUCUUUGGAACCUUUAACUUGGUCUACUGGGCGACCUACUUGAAUAAGAAGCCCAAAUUGCAGGGGGCCAAUCCACACUAAUCAAGUUUUUCAUUCCUUUUAAACUAUACCUGUAAUUAUUUCAUUUUCUUAUUCCUAUAAACAGUGUUUAUUUUCAGACAACAUGGUGUCCAUGCUGGUUUCCAAUUCCCAGUUGUUGCAUUGCUUCUAUGUUGAACAAAAUUUUGAAGAUUUUGAAAAAACGAAAUAUAGGAAAAAAAAAACCCGAAAACAAUACAAACUUUUGAAAGAGUGUUGUUCAGGUCUGGGAUGAUGCUACUAGGAAAAUGCUACUUUAAAUAUAUAGCCAAGAGAAUGCUAUUCUACAACUGCACAUAGCUCAAACUUAUGGAGAGGCAUGUUUUUGUUGAUUUAUUUGUUACCUUUUAUUUGAUUCUACUUCAUUUAAACAUAGAAUCACAGAUACAGUGGGCAUUUGUGUAUAUGCAUGGACAGGACAUCUUAUAAUUUGUAUUUAUUUAUUCAAAAUACAACUCAUCAUUGACUGUUGGCUUGGUUUAUUUGACAUCAGCAGCAAAAUGCUACAGUCAGUCUCUUUCCAAAUAUCUUCCAUUGUUUGUAGAUGUUUUAUGAGCCUAAUUAUACCAUUUUCCAUAAUAUGUUAGGACUUCUGCAAUAGCAAUAAAACAUGUCUCAGUGGACACACCAUUUAUUUAGAGAUCAAAAGAUACAAAGAUUCAAUCAUGGUUGUGAUCAACAUUGAAAAAAAUAUAGUAAGUUAUUUUCACAGCAUUGUAAAUAUCAGGUGUUACAGAUGUCAGUAUUAUGUUUAGGCUUUGCAAAGUGUAACUAAAGGGUAAUUGUACACAUGGAGAGAAAAAACUUUUUUGGAUUAAUUUGUUAUUGUUUCCUCUUUAUGAUACUUUCUACAAAAAAAGAGUAUAUAAUGGUCUAAUUCAUGCUUAAGUGACUGUUUUUCGCCAAGUUAAUGUUCCAUUCAAAGCUGCUUUUACAUUGGAUUAAAAUAUUAAACUGUGUGCUUGUGUACACAUUGACGGCAACAACAUCAACAACAAAAUCAGUGGUAAACUGACAUUGGCUAGUUACGAAUAAGAAUGUAAAAAAAAAUAUAUCACAAAUCAUGGAGUGCAUUAGAUUUAGAAAUAAAACACUCAUUACCUAUGUAAUUUUGUUUUUGUUUUUUGGGGGUUUUGACUACUUAUGGUGGGGCCUCCUUUGUCAGAAACACCAUUGGUAGGAAAGUUCGGUUAGCAUCAAUUGAAAAAAAGGGGCAGGGGCACAUUGAGAGGGAGAAGUGCCUUUUCCAUUUUCAGAGUUGAAGCUGUGAAGGCUGUUACUUUGGCGAUUGACGGCACAUCUGUAUUUUCCAUCCCACUGUGUCCCCUGACCAUUUUUACCAUAUUCAACCCCAUCCCCAUUCAGUUAAAUAUUGAGACAUAACACUCAGAAAGUACCAGCUACACUGCCUUCAGUAUCACAUGCCCGUUAGGACUCAUUUGUUGCUGCUUGUUGGUGAGCAACAGCGAGAGACAGGGACAGAGACAGAAAGGGACAAAAGAGAAAGGAGACAUUUAGGUGAAGUGGCAUUGUAAGCUUACUUUAGCCAGCGCUGUGUUUCACACAGAGGAAUUGUCUUGUAGUUCUACGAUAGUGACAAAGAUGAAUCUAUUUUUGUAGCAUGAUGUCAAUUCCUCUUCCGAGAAAAACCAACAGAAAUUAACGCCAGUGUGAAAAGAAUGCUUUUGUUUUUGUAUUGAAAAUUGCUUGCUACCUUCAUUUCUUUAAAAAACACACACUCUUUAGGAAAAUGCUCCUUCUCUGACGUGGCAUGUUAAGGUUUCUGAACAGUCCAAUUUAAAUUAUGUUAAUGUAGCAAUAUUAAUUAGCAAGGGCUUUUCUUAGGACCUGAACCUGACACUCAGUCUGGAGUUGAUAUCCAUUGUAGCUUUACACUGACCCCUCUCUACUUGUAGUUUCAUCUGUAUGCUGUACUUGGAAAUUUAUUCUAUUUAGAUUUGGUUAAAGCAAACAGGCAUCACAUUGUGUGUCCAUGCUGGGUUCUAAAGCCUUUGGCUCGCACUCAAACUGUGUUUGAUGAAGAAUCAAGAGUGCUGGUGCAUUGCGUCACAUUACUGAUUCAAUGUCUUUUGCUGAAUAUAUUUUACAGGGCACUAAACAGGCCAAAGGGCAAAUUAGAAAUGUGCAGAAUUCUCUGUGUGCUUGUGCACUGAGGUGAAAAGAUCAUGCUACUACCAGAGGGAAUCAAAAAGAGAUUGGUUGCUGUUGCUAUUGUUAUUAUUUGCAUUAUCAUCAUAACCAAUAUGGAAUCUAUCCCCUUAUAGCAGACAUCUUUACAAGCAUAUGCAAGCAGUCUACUGUUCACAGCCACUUAACCUACAAGCAGAGGGUCAUGGAACUGCAAAGUUCAGGGUGAAGAGUUGUAUAAAGAUAUUUGAAUUCUAAACUAUUGUAUGUAUGUUUAAUAUCAUAAAGAAAAUCUAUAUAUAUAUAUACAUAUGUAAAAUACUUAAUGCAUAUAGUAUUUGAUUCUAUCAAUGAAGAUAUUAGCUAAGAUGAUGAUGAAUAUUGUUUGUAUUAUCAACCUAUUGUUAUGCAUUUUGCACAUUUAGAACAAUAACAUUACAUUUAUGUAGUCAGCUUCGUGCUAUGCAAGGACAGCUUUGAACCACAUCACUGACCUUCUUUCCCUGACCAUUGUGCUUCAGAUUUACAAGCUAUUACUACAAAAAAAGGAAAAAAAGCUUAGCUUUUAUAUCAGCUGUGCACCCAUUAGCAUUUUUUCUUUUUUUUUUCUCCAACCAUGGCUAUACAGGGUGACAUCAAAGAAAACAGUGGAUUAUCUCUUUUGUUUGCGCUUUGGAUUUGUCAGUGGUUGAAGGGAAAAUGGCUUUCAUUGUUGAUUGCACUUUUUCUCCAGAGACAUGCAAUAAAGUGAUUGAACUGGAAAACCAGGAGCAAAACCGUAACCUUGUAAAAAAAAAUUUCUGUUAAGUUCUUGAGCUUAUUUGUCAUUCUAAAAAUGGAGGCGGGUGAAAAUGUUACUUUACUAAAUAGAUCAUUUUGUUUUUCUUUUGCUUUCCAAAGCUCAGUGAUAUUACAGGAAGCAACAGUGAGUUUUGUUUCAAGUUUGUAAAGCCCCGAGUUCUACUCCAAGCAGAAUGAAACAAAGGAUCAUUUCCAAAUAUUUUUGAACGUGGUCUGUCUAGGUAAUGCUCCAGAGAGAAUGUGAAAUAUGAGGCACAGUGCAAUCAUGAGCUUCCAACCUUUACCCUUACACUCAUAGGCAGAGCAUACAUGUAAAUAUCACAUCGGUAGGCACAUCAGUCAUUGAUUUCAUUGUUUGAUGCAGUUCUCAGCAGCACUUGCUGUUCAACAUUGAGUCUUUGGUUAUUCCUAGAUACCUACUGGAGUUUUUCUUGUAUUUUUAUCAAACAAAAUAUGUUCUGAUUUUCACUGAAAUGUAAAAAAAAAAAUAAUUUUCUAAAGCACAAAAGUUGACUAGGGUAGGAGAGAUAAGAAUGACACUAUACAUAUGGACAUCAAGGAACAAACACAAAAUGCACACAAGCUCACAAACCUACAUACAGUUCAUGCUGGCAGUUCAAUGAUACUGACAAAAGGUUCUGGUGGAUGUAGAUGAACUGGUGAAUCUUCUGUAAAUGUUUUGUUUCUUUUGGUUAUGAUAUGGCCCUGUAAAAUCUGAUUCUCUGCAUUAGUCUUUAAAUAAAAAGAAAACAAACUAAUGUCAUGGCUAUA